ACGCGCGCGCAUUUAAAACGACAACUCGGUCUUGGUGAUAUAUGAAAUUAUAUUUAUUUUGUUACUUCGAUUGAAGUUGCACAAUUUAUUACUUAAUACUUAUUUGGAGUAGUAAAAAAGGAUCAUGCCAGAUCAAGAAACAGAGAACAAUAGGGAUCUGCUCUGCAUAAAGGAUUGGCUAUCCAAGCAGCCGCAUUUACCUCACGAAGUCGAUGAGAUACUCCUCCGGCGUUUCUUGUCCAGCUGCGGCUUCAGCCUGGAGCGCACCAAACGCACCAUAGAUCUCUUCUUUACCAUACGCUCCAAUGCUCCCGAGAUCUUCUUUAACCGUGACCCAUGGGCACCGGAAAUCAGGCGCGUCCUUGAGAUCACAGACUUAAUACCACUUCCAAGAAAGACGAAUGAAAAUUACAAGGUCUUCAUAUUCAAGUUGAACAAUCCUGAUAUGGAUUUAUUCAACUUCGUAGAUGCUGUAAAGACUUUCUUCAUGCUGGCAGACACCAGACUCACUGAAGAAGACGAUAUACCCGCAGGAGAGAUCCCUAUUUUUGAUUCGUCUAAUGUUUCACUCAAGUUCAUCCCGAAAAUCAACCUAUCUGUACUAAGGAAGUACAUGUUGUAUACUCAGGAGGCUAUCCCGAUCCGACUAAAGCAAGUACAUGUCAUCAAUGCUCCGGCCUACAUCAGCAAAAUCCAUGCUAUAUGCAAACCUUUUCUCAAGACAGAAGUAGCUAAACUGAUAAAAUUCCAUGAGCCAAACUCCGACACCCUAUACAAGGAUAUCCCACAAGAGAUUCUGCCAGAGGAAUAUGGCGGUAAAGCUGGUAAAUUAGAGAAUAUUAAGCGGUACUGGAUCAAGCGAAUCGAAGCAAAAAGAGACUGGUUUUUGACUAACGACAAGCGGUGGGCAGUGGACGAAAGCCUCAGGCCUAACAGUUGCCAAGACGACCGCGCGGAUAAAGUGCGCGACUUGCCCGGAUCAUUCCGCACGCUCGCUCUUGACUAGUAAUCAUGUAGUCUUGAUUAAUAUAAAUUUACACCUUAUUAGUUUUAUUAAUUAAAAUAAUAAAUAGUUUAAUGAUAUAUAUGUCUAAAAUCGGGUUCUUAAGAAAAUUACUACAUAUAUCAUAAUUCUCAAAUGAAAUUACCAAUAGAAAUAGUCCCAUUUUGUACUAAUAAUAAAGUGCCUGAAUAAAUAUUUAGACUUGAUUUGAAAAAUGCAGAUAUUUUAUAAGCAUUAUAUGAAACUUAAAUAAUAGUACAUAAGUAUGGCUAUGAUAUGUACGCAAAAAUACAUAAACAUUGUAAAAUAUUCUGUCUUUGUGUAUAUUAAUAUAGACUAGCAAUCUCUAUAACUACUGUACUUAAAACAUUCAUACUUUUGAAGCAUUUUUUUUCCAUUUGAAAGGUAAUUAAUCAGAUGGUAAUAUGCUAUAGAUUAUAUGUUGAUUAGUCGAAGCGAAAUCGGGAUGGGGUACUAUUUAGUAUUUAAUUAGGGGAUUAAGGUAUAAAUAUGAACAUUGUUGAAAUGAACUGAGUAUAGUUAUUAGAUAAAAAAGCAUUAUAGUGAAUAAUUUCUUUAAAUGACAUGGGUCGAAAUAUGGCAAAUAUUUUCGAACUAAAUCGACCACUUAACUACUUAGUUUAUAAGUGUUUUAAAAUGCCACAAAAUUAAUUAAUUUCAUGCUCGCUAUAGUCUGCAGAUUUAAUCGUACUUUCGCUAAUUAUCAAGGUUCGUCCAUCAUACUUCA
Achroia grisella is the source of this 1751-nucleotide messenger RNA. RefSeq names its product alpha-tocopherol transfer protein-like. Gene Ontology annotation, cellular component: membrane. NCBI's taxonomy places the organism in Eukaryota, Metazoa, Arthropoda, Insecta, Lepidoptera, Pyralidae. The transcript has 7 exons. Gene Ontology annotation, molecular function: phosphatidylinositol bisphosphate binding. The record is from RefSeq and is a predicted model, not a curated record. Bases 125 to 1006 code for a protein of 293 amino acids.